Amoebophrya sp. A25 is the source of this 2302-nucleotide messenger RNA. The record is from the annotation of a GenBank genome assembly. Lineage: Eukaryota; Dinophyceae; Syndiniales; Amoebophryaceae.
GAUGAGCCAGAACAUGAUGCUGUUUCACCUCCGCAACACCAGAAGCUACACAAGAAAAGUUUCUACAACACCCUUUUGGCCACCAGACUCGAGAAGAUGAGUUUUUUCAGCUGGCACAUGAUCUCUUGAUAUACUUCCGCCAUAGUGGGUUUUUCGGAGCACUGGUGAUCAGACUACGCACUGGUACAGAUCACCAGAGAUGAAUGGAAAGGAAGACAAAGAAGGCGGGUACGAGCUUCAUUAGGGCGUACCUGUAGCCGCACGUGGUACAACUCACGUACCAAAACACCAGUCUCCAGCUGGACAUAGUACAAGAGCAGACCUCCUAAAAACGCCGUUCGCUGCGCGGACAGAGCUAGUUGCUCCACUUGAGAUGCGAGGCCCUGCGCUGUUCACGAUUCGCCUCCCAAUUUGGAAAAGGCUAGCACCACAUCAAGUGCCGUAGAUGAACAAGCGACGAGGAAGAGUCUCUCUCCCUCUCUUUCUCUCUCUCUCUCUCACUGGCACGCGUGCGUGUCCCUGGGUCCACGCGGCCAGGCUUGUCCGUGUGUUUCUGGUCGUCUCUGGGGAGCGUGUCAGGCUGUGAGGUUUUGCCGCUGCCUUCCCUUUGGCGUCCUCCUCUCCCCUCCUUCUGAUAGUAAAAAUGGCAUCGGGUGGUCGCCUUUUCCUUUGUGUAGUUGUUGCUGUUGCGUUUUUGAUGCUUUGUUGCAGAAUAGAAUAGAAAAACUACGAAACACCCCUAGGCUCCGCCAAGAGGCUCCGCCAAGUCGUGGGUGGCACUUUUCGAAGGUGGUCUCUAGAAGAAGGAACUGAUCAUGGGCUUCCAAAAAGAUAAAUUUGUGUUAGUCAGCUUAGAAGUCAUCGAGGAAGAUGAACGACGAAGCCUAGGAAUGCACUGCUGGGGUUCUAUCUGAUGACAGCUGGUGUUGGAUACCGAAAGAGAAGUAAUUAGGACCUGUGAUGCCAGGCUGACGGGGGGUCAGAAAUGUUAAGAAUCGUAAAGACGUAUCUACUAUACGUAAUUAUUGGUUUUGUUGCGACGAAGAUGAUAGAAGAAGCUCAUGCAAAAUCGGGGGUAGGAUCACUACGUACUGCUGAUAUUAUUAUCAUAUAUUUUUUACUCGUUGAAAAAAAAUACUGAUUGUUAGAUACUUUGCCAUGAAGAAAAAGUGAAAAAAAUAAUUGCACACGAGAGCACUCACUUGGAAAAAAUGGUGGAGAAGCCGUUUGUAUGAAAAGUAGGUAGUGACUCAGUCUUGAAUGAUGAAGACCCCUGUGAUUGAAUGGUCGUGAUGUCUUGAAUUAGUUUUGGAUUUGUUUAAUAGCGUUAUAAUUCUCAUUUUGCGACUGGUUGCUAGUACGGGCACGGGUAGGGUUCGGGUCGUCCAGGAUAUUUUUGAAAGUCUAGAUUGAUGGAGAUCGUCUACGGCUUUUGUUUUCAAAGAGAAAGAAAGAUAGUAAGAGUCGAUUGCUAAUCUGUACUUUGUAACUUCGUACUGAUGUAAUUCUCCGCACUUCAUCUAAUCUCUCAGGCUGCAUAAUAGGGUGUAGUCUAUUUUUUGUUCUUACUAAAUCUAAACAGGAUUUUUUUUUCAGCUCAGAACUACUUUCUUAUCAUUAGGAACAGCACAUACAAGACACGCACACGCAAAUCCAAUGAUAAUAGGAGAUAGCUGGAGAAAAAAAACCUUAACUGCCGAGGGAGUUUCAAGCUCACUGACAGUAUGAACAGACAGGGUCUUGGACAAGCAUCGGCAACAGCAUCCUUGGCUAUUUUCCCAACGGAAAAUGGGGCCAGAUAUGCUCGAAAGGGUGCGAAGGCGGUAGCUCCACGAUGACGAAAAUUAUUUUUCGCAGAAGUCGCCCGGGAUGAAAUCCUAGGCACGACUUUACCGAUUACAUUCAACUAAUCCUUACUAGAAAGAUCUAUCAUGAAAGUUGAAAAUUCCAAUUCGACUUCCAUACACCCUUAUCAAAUGAUUGCCAGACGAACGACCUACGAGCUUGAGAACAGAGAUUCACUUGCCUUCAGCGCAGUCCAGAAAUAGGGACUUUCUCACGAAGAAAGAAGCCUUAGAUAUAGAGGGAUCAUGAUCAUUAAUUUAGGUGUUUGCUGGACUAGUACGUGUACGUGCUGGAGAUGUAGUAGAGCAGUAAUGUAAUUGUUCAUCAAUUCAUCAACUACAACAAACUCCAUGCAGAUAGAAGCUGAUUGUAGAUAUAAAGGAGACACAAAAUGCAGGAACAUGUUGUUGACUAUGAUCAUUUAUAACGACGCAAAAGGAUUGGGAAAAGGAAUAAU